AUGGAGAGCCCACAGCACGCACAGGUGCACCAUAAAUGCAACCCAAAAUGCGAGAACGCAAUCAACCAGCACAUCAACUUGGCGCUGCACAACUACUAUAUCUACCUGUCCAUGGCCUACUUCUUGGACCGCGAGGACGUGGCUCUGAAGCGCUACUCCAAAUCCAUACUGUGUCUCUCCAGCAAGGCCAGGGAGCAAGCUGAGAAGCUUAUGGAGCUGCAGACCACGCGCGGAGGCGUAGUCAGACAAGGCGAUAUCCAGAAGCCCGACCGUAACGAAUGGGACAGCAGCAGAAAGGUCUUGAAUUUAACGAUGAGCCUGGAGAAGGGCAUGAACGAGAGCCUAUGCACCCUCUACCGGAUAGCCAGUGAAGCCCCUGAUGUCUACCUGUGUGACUUCCUGAGGCGUCACUUGGUGAACCAGCAAGUACAGUCCCUCAAAGAGUUGGGCGACCUUAUCACCAUGCAGCACAAGUUGGGGAGCCGGGAUAUGGGCAUAGCAGUAUACUUAUUGGAUAACCUCACCCUGAAUGACAGCACCAAGAACUAA
Molecule: messenger RNA, 549 nt
Organism: Erinaceus europaeus (western European hedgehog)
Lineage: Eukaryota; Metazoa; Chordata; Mammalia; Eulipotyphla; Erinaceidae
Product: ferritin heavy chain-like
Exons: 1
Coding region: 1-549 (182 amino acids)
Biological process (GO): intracellular iron ion homeostasis; iron ion transport
Cellular component (GO): cytoplasm
Molecular function (GO): ferrous iron binding; ferric iron binding
Source: RefSeq, a predicted model, not a curated record